Molecule: messenger RNA, 2325 nt
Organism: Closterium sp. NIES-65
Lineage: Eukaryota; Viridiplantae; Streptophyta; Zygnematophyceae; Desmidiales; Closteriaceae
Source: the annotation of a GenBank genome assembly
AUGCUACACGAUCGCGGGUACCUAGUAGCUGAUCGCGAGCUUCGAUCGACCAAGGACGAUUUCAGAGACCAAUUCGGGGACGACCCUCAACGAGACGAUCUCACGCUACUAAAGCAGAAGAGGGACAACCCUAACGACGAGAUCUACGUGUUCUUCCCGGUGGAGGCAAAGGUGGGCAUCAAGACGCUCAAGGGGUACUAUGAGAAGAUGAAGGGGUCGGGGCUGUCGCGUGCCAUCAUGGUGGUGCAGCAGAACCUCACGCCCUUCUCCAAGAAGAUUCUCGCUGACAUGGCUCCAAAGUACAUUAUCGAAGUCUUCCAGGAGGGCGAGCUGUUGGUGAAUGUGACAAAGCACGAGUUGGUACCGCAGCACGUGGUGUUGACAGACGAGGAGAAGCACAUUCUGCUGGAGAGAUACACGGUCAAAGAGCACCAGGUGUGUCUCAUGGCCCUUCCAUGGAUUCCCGUCUUAUCCCCCUCCGACCCCUAUCCCCUCGUUUGCCUUACACCAGCUUACCUGCAUGCAGAGGAGUUGUGCACGGAUUCUUUGGGAUGCACUGAAAUAGUUGCCACCAGCGCACCCUGUCGUCUGACCCGCUUCCUUCCGUGCAGUGGUCCGCGAGUAGGAAGUGACAAAACACGUUCGGCACUGCCGUCCUCGAGUGACGAGCGUGCAACGGACACCUUUGAGCCGCUGAAAGUCUCCAGGGGGUGCUCGGCAUGGGGAACCCUGCUGGCAGCACUCGCAGUGGUGGUGCUGCUCGCGCGUGCAACGGACACCUUUGAGCCGCUGAAAAUCCCCAGGGGGGGAUCGGCAUGGGGAACCCUGCUAGCAGCACUCGCAGUGGUGGUGCUGCUGGCGUGCGCGCCCCUCUCCUGGCGCCUCAGCACCAAGCCCUGGCGCCCGCACCUCUUCCCGCCAGUGUGCCGCCUGCCCACUCACGUGCACGCGCAGGCGGAUCAGCUGCCCCGCCUGUUCAUGUUCGUUGGCACUGAGGGGAGCGGGCACGAUCUUUUUGAGUAUAUUUUUAGCUACCUGCCAGUGAACAUCAGCAUAGACCGCUUCAACCCGGACCUGCACCUCACCUCGUCGCCAGGGCAGAAGGUGGCAUCGGCACAGGACCCCACAGGUGCCACCGUCGACUGCCCCAAGCUGCCCUACUCCCGCCACGUCUACGACUUUGGUGUUCGCAUGUCCACUGCACUCAAGUCCAAGCUCCAGGACACAAACUACUACCUGCGCGCCAGGGACCCCUUCCCCAUGGGCCGCAUUCGCACACCGCUGGCUCGUCCAGACCUCAUCUCCCUCGCGACAUUCCACGGCAUCCUGUAUAACCUCAAGCUCGUGGUGCUGGUGCGAAACCUCACAGACACCGUCCUCUGGUCCGUGCUGCGGCGCUUCCACAACGACGACGUGGGGCUGCAGGCGAGGCUGAUCGAGGACAGCAUGGUCUACAUCGAUGCCUCGCUCAGGACGCUCCCGUGCGGCACCUUCAGCCUGAUAGAUGUCGAUGCACUGGUCAAGAGACCCAAGACCGCCUCCACCGCGCUGGCUCAGUUCCUGGGGCUACCCGGAGUGGCCAAGGAAGAGGUGUUCAGUGCGAUACAGCGCGGUAAGGAGAAGUGGGAGCCAACCCUCACAGUGCAGAGCGGGCUGGGAGCGACAGCAGACGGGGACGAGGCUGCAGAGGUCACAUUUGACGGGCAGGCACUUGAAGUGUUUUUCCAGCAGCGCGUGGGGCUGUGGCCUCUGCUGGACGCAGCUAAGGGAAAGCCUGUGUUUGUGCCACCCUCAGAAGCAGCAGCAGUAGCAGCAGCCGAUGGCCUAGCCACAUGCGCUGCGGACUUGAGGCGAGCGAAUCAGCAGCUGCGAAUUGCAAGAGGGUGGGUGCGAGAGGGGCUGGAGCACUGCGUUAAGCUGAGAAAGAAAUACUCCAAGGCCCGGCACAAGUGGCAGGCGAGCAAGGGGAAGGGCGGUGCUGGUGGUGCUGGUGGUGCUGGUGCUGGUGCUGCUGAUGGCGAUAGUGACGAGGGCAAGCAUGGCAAGGACCAUGAUGGGCAUAGCGACGAUCAUGGUGACGAUCAUAGUGAUGAGCAUGGCGACAAUCCCAAGAGGAAAUCUUCCAUGCAUGAUGAAGACGAUGAUGAGAAAGAUGAGAAGGACGAUGAGGAUAAGGAGGAUAAGGACGACGAGGAUGAACAUGGCAAGGACAAGCAUGGUGAUGGGGAGAAAAUGCUUGACAAGGAUGGUAAGGAUGAUGAGGAAGACGACAAGGAUGACGAUGCUGACCAUGAAAAGGGCGUGAAGGCUGGUAUGGGUGUAUAA